Messenger RNA from Punctularia strigosozonata HHB-11173 SS5, 564 nucleotides. RefSeq lists its product as uncharacterized. The record is from RefSeq and is a predicted model, not a curated record. NCBI's taxonomy places the organism in Eukaryota, Fungi, Basidiomycota, Agaricomycetes, Corticiales, Punctulariaceae. The transcript has 4 exons. The coding region runs from base 1 to 564 and encodes 187 amino acids.
AUGCAGUUCUCCCGCGUCGUGUCUUUCUUCGUCGUCGUCCUGACGUUCGGCGUUUUCGCCCUCGCGGUCCCGGCGAAGAGGGCUGCCUCUCCGGCCGAUAUCAUCCCGAUUCUUACCGACUUGCAGACGGAGAUUCUUCCCAUCCUCGGUCAGAUCAACUCGACCGUCGCCAGCGGCAACGCAACCAGUGACUCAAUCGCUCCUUUGGUUGGCGAACUCGUAACGGACCUCUCUGCGGCCGCCUCGUCGCUUCAGGGUCUCUCUGCCAAGCGCUCAUUGGAGACCAUUGAGAAGCGCCAGAGCGAUGACGAUGUCGCCACCCUGGUCGCAUCGAUCAUCGAGGACCUCACCGCGGCCUUGGACAACCUCUUGGGUGACGCUGCCUCCAUUCCCGACCUCGGCUCGCUCCUGGCCGGCGUGGACACUUCCUUGGAUCAGGUGCUUACUGGCCUCGAGACCCUCCUGGCCGGUGUUCUUAACCUUGUCGCUAAUCUGCUCGUUGACGUCGCUGGUUUGCUCGAGAGUCUUGCUCUCGGCCUGACCCUCGCUUCGCUCGGCCUCUGA